ACAGGGCAGGUGAUGGGAGAGGAGAGGUAAGCUAUAGAGAUGCCAGCCCAAUGCUAAGGUUGAUUGGGCACAGGCCAGGCUUGGACUCGGACAGGUGGAUGGAAGGUGGUCUACAAGGACAGAGGUGGGGGUCCUGUCACAGGCUCUGGAAGUAUCAGGUAGCUGGACCAGAAAUGUCCUACGUCCUCUUCUGCUCUCCUGGCCGCAAACCUCCCAGGGACUGAGCUCCCCACCUGGGGCCACAGGUAGAGUGAGAAGGAUGUUUGGAUAUGGGGAUGGAUCCCCGGUUUGGGGAGGGCUUCAGCCUGAGGCCACUCCACCCAAGCCCUUGGCCCUGUUCUGUUCUGUUCUGCCAGGUUCGUUGGGGGUUGACAGCUUUAUCUUUGCCUUGUGACGAGUGGCCUGUGGUUUUCCUGCCAACAGCUUCUGUUUCCGGAGGCUCAGCAGGGCCGAGGCGGAGCCAGGAGGGGCAGUGGGGCUGGGCCUGGGUGGCCCCACUAGCCCCGCCCCCAUCCAUCUUUGGGAAUUUAUUUGUCCACAGACAGGGCUGGCCCACAGUCCAUUGCCUGCCAGGGGCCAAGAGCUGCUCUGACCACCCAAGGAUUCUCCUUCUCAAUCCAAAUGCCUCCAACUAACCCCUGACUCCUGACCUCUGGCCCCAAGCUGCCUUGCCCUACCCUUCCUAAGGGACCAGGAAACCCCUAGAAGCUCCACUGUAGACGUGGGCGUUGACGCUGGUCUCACCUCAAGAGCAAAGGCUGUGCAAGGCGCUCAGUUCUCAGCCCCUAGCCUGGCCCACCAUGGCGCAGCGGCUCCAGGAUGAGCUGUCUGCUUUCUUCUUUGAGUAUGACACUCCCCGAAUGGUGCUCGUGCGCAACAAGAAGGUGGGCGUCGUCUUCCGCCUGAUCCAGUUCGUGGUUCUGGUCUACGUCAUCGGGUGGGUGUUUGUCUACGAGAAAGGCUACCAGACCUCAAGUGGCCUCAUCAGCAGCGUGUCUGUGAAACUCAAGGGUCUGGCCGUGACACAGCUCCCAGGCCUGGGCCCCCAAGUCUGGGAUGUAGCUGACUACGUCUUCCCAGCCCAGGGGGACAGCUCCUUUGUGAUCAUGACGAAUUUCGUUGCAACCCCCCGGCAGGCUCAAGGCUACUGUGCAGAGCACCCGGAAGGGGGCAUAUGCACAAAUGACACUGGCUGCAUCCCAGGGAAGGCAGAAAGGAAGGCCCAAGGUAUCCGCACAGGCAAGUGUGUGGCCUUCAAUGACACUGUGCAGACAUGUGAGAUCUUUGGCUGGUGUCCCGUGGAGGUGGACGACAACGUCCCACGCCCUGCCCUUCUCCAAGAAGCCGAGAACUUCACUCUCUUCAUCAAGAACAGCAUCAGCUUUCCACGCUUCAAGGUCAACAGGCGCAACCUGGUGGAAGAGGUGGAUGCGGCCUACAUGAGGACCUGCCUCUAUCACAAGGCCUUGCACCCACUGUGCCCCGUCUUCAAGCUUGGCUAUGUGGUACAAGAGUCAGGACAGAAUUUUAGCACCCUGGCUGAAAAGGGCGGCGUGGUAGGCAUCACCAUUGACUGGAACUGUGACCUGGACUGGCAGGUACGGCACUGCAAGCCCAUCUACGAGUUCCACGGACUGUAUGAGGAGAAAAACCUGUCUCCAGGCUUCAAUUUCAGGUUUGCCAGGCACUUCGUGGAAAACGGGACCAACCACCGGCACCUCUUCAAGGUGUUUGGGAUUCGCUUUGACAUUCUCGUGGAUGGCAAGGCUGGGAAGUUUGACAUCAUCCCCACAAUGACGACCAUCGGCUCUGGGAUUGGCAUCUUUGGAGUGGCCACGGUUCUCUGUGACCUGCUGCUGCUCCACAUCCUGCCCAAGAGGCACUACUACAAGCAGAAGAAGUUCAAGUAUGCGGAGGACAUGGGGCCGGGGACGGGGGAGCAUGACCCCGCGGCCACCAGCUCCACCCUGGGCCUGCAGGACAACAUGAAGACAUCCUGACCCUCGGCCCCUGACUCCUAACCGGACACAGCAUGACACUUCAGGCGGGGGCCCUGGUGGGGUCCCAGCCAGGACACAGAGGUCUCCCCAGGAGCUCUCCAACCUCUUAGCCAGGCAGACACUAGGUUGCCUGCGGCUCAGCGUGGACACUGGGAGAGACCUGUGCAAUUCUGGGCUCUGGCCCCAACUCCACAACCUCCAAGGGAGCUUCACCCAGCCUCAGCCACUCCUGGUCUAGAGCAUCUGGGGCUGGGCAAGGCUCCUCUCACACUCCUGUGUCAGAGAAGUGUGCUUCUCUCUCUGGGCCCUCACGCUACCCCACUGCCUCACGUCUCUAGAUCCAUGCUUUCCCAUAUGGCAGACACUAGCCAUGAUGACAAUUUAAAUUUAUAUUAACUUAACUUGAAUAAAAUACAAAAUUCAGUUCCUAAAACUAGCCACAUCACAACUGCUAAAUAGACACAUGUGUCUAGAGGCUGCCAUAUUGAACCACAUAGAAUAUUGCAGAAAGUUCCAUUGGACAGCUCUGCGUAAGCCCCAUUUCUUACUGGCCCCAGGUUUUCCUAGGGAGCUUAUCGACAGUGCAGGCACCUGGGGCCACCUCAGACCUCCUCAACCAGAAUCUGUAGGGCUGGCCACAGAUCUGUAAGGAUGGAAAACUCCAGACCAUUUUCAGGAUAUAAGUUCAAGAACUGCCUCUGAUUAGGUAUCAGAUUCAGCCUGGGCCUGCAUGGCCUCACAGAUGCAGGUACUGAGCAGGUGUGCGGUGUGUUUAUAAGCCACGUGGUGUCUCACAUACACACCCCCAUACACAUACUCAUCCACAUGCACACCCCCUUCCCAUCCACACUCUGUUUUUGAACAGCUAGAGCCCUGCAAACACAACCAUCUAAACGUACCUAUGCCCUCGAGUACAGACACAUGGUCCAUGCCACAGCACCUCCAUGGGGAUAUGCUUCUCCCCAAGUGUGUCAGGCUGAGACCGUCCCUUCUGGCCAUGAAUCCUUACUCAGCUACCUCGGGUUGGGGUGGAGACCUGGCCAAAUCCUGGGCUUCCUACUCCUGUCCCAGCCUCAGCGCCUAAGGCCUGCCCAGUUCUGUUUGAACACAAGGUCUGGGGAAAGUGAGGGGCGGAGUACAAUAAAAGGAAUGAGGACAAACCUCUGCCUUCUGUACUUUUCCCCACUUUUCCCUCUCUGAAACUAGGUGUCCCCAUCUGUGAAAUGUGGGGGGCCGAGUUGAGAGAUCUCUGAGGUCCUCUGCAUCUUGGUAGACAGUGGUGAGCCAAUAUUUACGUCUUCAGUCCAGCAGGGGCAGUACUGGAGGGUGGCUCACCUCUGUCCAUGGGCCACUGUACCCAAACAUUGGAGCUCUUCCUGGUCCUCCAUAUGCCCCUCCCACAGCUUUGAGAGGCCUGGCACCCGGACAAGCAGAUACCCUCAGAAGUGGCCUCAUGACAGCAAGGAUAAGAAUGGGGCUGGCUGUCCCAGGAGGGAGGUCUGAGAGAAUCCCAAAGAGAGGAGGAAGGUCUUGAAUGGAGGCAGUGUGGAGGGAUUCUCCAGGGGCUCUGCUGUGACAAGACCUGCACACUAGACUUAUGGCCAGGCAGCAUCUCUGGGAACCGCCCCCCCCCAUCACCGUGCUCUAUCUAGACCCAUGCUGUCCAAUAGCAAUGAUGGAAACAUUAUCUGUGCAGCCCAAAAUAGUAUU
This is a messenger RNA of Acinonyx jubatus (cheetah), 3710 nucleotides long. It is a transcript of the gene P2RX1, whose product is annotated as purinergic receptor P2X 1. Lineage: Eukaryota; Metazoa; Chordata; Mammalia; Carnivora; Felidae. Gene Ontology annotation, molecular function: purinergic nucleotide receptor activity; ATP binding; extracellularly ATP-gated monoatomic cation channel activity. Gene Ontology annotation, cellular component: nuclear inner membrane; plasma membrane. The coding region runs from base 801 to 2000 and encodes 399 amino acids. Gene Ontology annotation, biological process: response to ATP; monoatomic cation transmembrane transport. The transcript has 12 exons. The record is from RefSeq and is a predicted model, not a curated record.